AAGAAGCGUGUUUUAACGUUUGCAAGUUGUAAGCAGUGAACGUUAGAAGCAGUUCACAUGCUAGACGUUUGGCAUACUAACUGCGUGACAUGUAGCUGGCCAUUUGCUACUUCUACUUUAUUUCAUUUGAAAUGGCUGAAAGGGAAACUUCAACACGGAGAGGAUUUCUCGACUUCAGUCCUGUAAAGCGAAUCGCCGCUAACAAGGAGAACGAUGUUCCAGUUUUGGUUUUGACCCUGUUUUCAAAAGCUCCUUUUGUGAUAUUUGGAACCGUUAAGUUGGGCACCUCCAAAUCGGCUGUUCUGCGUAUUGAGAACCCUACAGAGGAAUCGGAAGCUGAAGUUACUAUUGAAAAGAUCCCCUCAAGUAAAGGUUUUUCUGUGGACCGCCACAAGUUCACCAUUCAGCCCGAGGACUCUAUCAGUUUGACAGUAACCUGGACUCCAACAGAAGAAGGUAGAAUAAGAGAGCUCAUCGUCUUUAAUGCCAAUGGGUUCCUCAAAAACCAGGCUGUACUGCUGGGGAGAGCAGAAGCCCCAAAAAAGAAAAAGAAGAGCUUAUGGGACACAAUCAAAAAAGAUGGUGAAAAAGUAGCCGCACCCAGGAGAGAGAAAACCAAACAGCCACUGAAGAUGGCCGCCAAUAAAACCUUCCAUGUGUCUCGAAAGCCACAGUACAAACGGGAUAAGCCACGCAGCCCUCUUGCAUCUCUAAAUGAGGGCAAAACUGUCAGGGAGAGGUCCCUCUCUAAUCUCACUCCCAUGGACGAUUACUCUCAGAAAUCAGAGGAGCAGAAGACCAUGCAAUGGCCCCUGGGCUUGUCGGACCAGGAGAAUAUCCAUCGUGUUCAGAGGAACUCUCCUCUUGUCCUACUCGUCCCAGCCGGAAUGCUGAUGGACUCUGGCAACAUAUCUGCUAGCCCAGAUGUGUUGGUGGGCAAACCUGAAAACAAAGAUCUUACCAAAAUCCUCAACAGGACGCUGUCACCUAUUGGGACACCAGAGUUAUUUAGGAAGCUCAUACCAAAUAUUCAGUCAGACAGCCCCCUUUCUGCUACUCCAAAUUCUGUGACUGGUGCCAACAGUUGCUUAACUGGAUCCCCUGUUCCCUCUUUGAAAGACGCACUGGCCCUCAUUGACUCUGAUCUGAGCCGCAUGAACACCAGUCUUCGAGACACUAGUUCGAGCUGUGGCUUUUCCGAUUCACUGGACUCCAAGAGUGAGACUCAUGGUUGUGGAGCUGACAGAAAUGUCCUUGCAGUAUUACCUGAUAGCCCACAUGGGUCCGAGUCCAAUGAGCCCAGGCUUACUUUCUUUGUCAGCAAAAAGGUUGAUAAUGCUACGGAGAGGGGCAAAAAGGCCUCUUUUACCUCUGCCACGAUAACCAAGAGCAAAGCACCAAUAGAGGAGAACCUUUCGAGUGGAAGGAAAAUAAAGAAGUCGAGGCGAAGGCUCUUAGAGAAAACCCUUGAGCUGUCUGACGGUCAGUGUGACUCUGCACCAGGCACGCCAAACCUUCCUGUCAUAGACUCCGAGACAGACACCAAGGGAUGGCAAAACUCUGAGACUGCCAGCUCCCCGUGUGAUGACAAACCUUCAGCCCAGGAGUUCACCUCCUCCAGCCUCAUUCCACAGCCUACACCCAUCACCUUUCCCAUCACCUCCCCUCCGUCUAUGACCCCAUCCCGUUUCUCUUUCUCAGCCACUUCCGCAGCCCCCGCUUCCAUCUGUUGUACAGUCACCUCUCUGUCGCCCCUGUGCUCAUCUUCUCCCCUUCACCACAACCUCACACCACGCACGUUGUCUCCAACUGUUUCGGUACCGCCGGUCGUUCAGGACGAGUCAUUUCCCAUUCAAAUGGCAUUGAAGAGGAAGAGUGAGGAGUAUUUGAAAAGCUACGCAAAGAUCGAGGCGAUUGGGAAAGCUGAGCGUGUCAAAAGGAGCAGGGUGGUAGCUGGAAAAACGGAGCCCCCGAGAUCAGUCCAGGAGAGAAGUGCAUCACAGAGGCAGAGAACUGCAGUUUCCUCCCCAGGCUCAGUGCGAUCAAUGACUACAUCGUCUCUAAAGAAGGUGAGGUCUGUGGUUCCUGCGCAGGCAAAGCAAUUGAGUGCCAGACGCUCCUCACGAGGUGUCCAGGCUCGGAAGUCCUCUGGUAUUUCAUCCAUGAAGACUGUAAAAGUUAUUGCUGUAGCGCAGGCGACGCUGAACUUUAUUACGCCAGCGCAAACGGCCAUACCGAGACACCCGAUGCCGUUUGCCGCCAAGAACAUGUUCUAUGACGAGAGGUGGAUUGAGAAGCAGGAGCGGGGAUUCACAUGGUGGAUCAACUACGUCCUCACCCCAGAUGACUUUAAAGUCAACACUGAAGUCACUAAAGUAAAUGCUGUGUCCCUUGCAAUGGGCAGCGAUGACAAGUACAGCGUGCCUAAAGCUCCCACCAAAGAGGAGAUGUCUUUCAGCACCUACACGGCGCGACGGAAGCUAAACCGCCUCCGUCGUUCUGCCUGCCAACUGUUCACUUCUGAGUCCAUGGUCAAGGCUAUUCAGAAGCUGGAACUGGAGGUGGAGGCCAAGAGGCUGCUCGUCCGGAAAGACCGCCAUCUUUGGAAGGACAUAGGUGAACGGCGGAAAGUCCUCGACUGGCUUCUUUCAUACAAUCCGCUGUGGUUACGGAUUGGGCUCGAGACGAUCUUCGGGGAGUUGAUCUCACUGGAGAGCAACAGCGACGCCUUGGGUCUGGCUAUGUUCAUCCUCCAGCGGCUGCUCUGGAACCCAGACAUCGCUGCGCAGUUCAGACACGCCAAAGUGCCUAACCUUUACAAAGAAGGCCACGAGGAGGCGCUGUCUCGCUUUACUCUGAAGAAGCUGCUCCUGCUCGUGUGUUUCCUGGACAAAGCCAAAGAGUCCCGGCUGAUUGAGCACAACCCCUGUCUGUUCUGCUUGGACGCAGAGUUCAAGAUGAGUAAAGACCUGCUCCUGGCCUUCUCCAGGGACUUUCUGAGCGGAGAGGGGAUCCUCCCCCGCCACCUCGGCUACUUGGGGUUACCUGUCUCUCACGUUCAGACGCCCCUGGACGAGUUCAACUUCGCUGUAAAGAAUUUGGCAGUAGACUUGAAAUGCGGCAUUCGUCUAGUGCGUGUGAUGGAGCUCCUCAUCCAGGACUGGAGUUUGUCGGCCAAGCUCCGUCUGCCAGCCAUCAGCCGCCUGCAGAAGAUCCACAACGUCGACAUGGCUUUGCAAGUGCUCAAAAACAAAGGGGUCGACCUCAAAGAUGAUCGCGGCUCCAACAUUGAUUCCAGAGACAUUGUGGAUGCACACAGAGAGAAGACACUGAGCCUCUUGUGGAAAAUCAUCUUCACGUUUCACGUGGAGGUGGUUUUGGAUGAGGAUCAGCUGAGGGAGGAAAUUGGCUUCUUGAAGAGAUCCUGGAGGACCAAACGGAGGCUGGCGUCUCUGAGGGCCGACCGGGGGCUUCAGCUGAGUCCUGCAAAGACCAGGCUGCCGUAUGAACACAGCAGCACUAAGAUCACCCUGCUGAUGGACUGGGUCCGCGCUGUGUGUGACUUCUACAGUCUAAAGGUGGAGAACUUCACCGUGACGUUCUCGGAUGGCCGCGUCCUCUGCUACCUUAUCCACCACUACCACCCCAGUCUCCUGCCAGAGAGGGCUGUCAGUCACAGCACCACUCAGACUGUCGAGUGCUCACUGAGGGGUCGCCUGGAGCUCAACUGCUCAGCCAGCGACUCCGACAACUCCUUUGACUCCUCGCAGACGGGCCUGAACGGCCCAGCGUCUGCGUCAGUGGAGUUCAAAGAGUUACUGGAGAAUGAGAAAAAUAACUUCAGGCAGGUCAACACAGCUGUGUCGUUCCUGGGUGGAGUUCCUGCCAUGAUCAACCCCGCUGACAUGUCCAACACCAUCCCCAAUGAGAAGGUCGUGGUGUCUUACCUGUCCUUCCUAUGUGCUCGUCUUCUGGACCUGCGGAACGAAACCAGAGCAGCUCGAGUCAUACAGGCUGCCUGGAGGAAAUACAGCUUAAAGAAAGAUCUGCAGCUCUACAAGGAAAGAAACAUGGCUGCUGUGAAAAUCCAGUUAGUUGUGAGGAGUUUUCUGCAGAAGCGCAGAGCUAAGAGGCAGAAUCAAGCUGCCGUUGUCAUCCAGUCAGUCUGGAGGGGUUAUGUAGCCUGCAACAGGCUGAGGCUUAAAAAACGGGCUCAACUUCGGGCUCUGCAGCAUGAAGCAGCAACUGUUAUCCAGGCUCAAUGGAGGAUGUUUUCAACCAUGAGGGCUUACCAACUCCUCAGAUACUACACCAUUGUUGUCCAAGCACAAUGGCGAAUGAGAAGGGCAGCCUCUGCUUAUGGGAGAAUCUACUGGGCGGCAAUUGUCAUUCAGAAGCACUCUCGAGCAUUGGUUCUCGCAAGAAAAGAUCGGGAACAUUAUCUAUCCCUCAGAUCUGCAGUGGUGAAAAUACAGAGAAGGUACAGAAGAUGGAAAACUCAGAAAACGGUAAAGGAAAAUGGGCAUCAGGCCGCCAGUGUUAUCCAGAGAGCUUACAGAGCCCACUGUGAACACCAGCAGUAUCAGACCUUAAAAUCCUCCGUUCUCACAGUUCAGCGGAGGUAUCGGGCCACUGUAGCAGCAAAGGAGCAGAUGAAACGAUACCAAAACAUGCGCAAUACUGCUGUUGUCCUCCAGGCAGCAUACAGGGGGUGGCAGGUCAGACAGGAAGUUGCUCGUUGGCAUCAGGCUGCAACUGUGAUCCAGUUUGCAUUCAGAAAGCACAGAGAGGAAGUCAAAUUCCAGGCCAUGUGUCUGUCUGCCAUUAUCAUCCAGAGAUUCUAUCGCUCCUGUAUUCUUCAGAGGCAAGAAAGGGAAAAGUUCCUGAAAAUGAAGCAAUCCACUAUCACCCUUCAGGCAGCAGUCAGAGGCUGGUGUGUCAGGAGUGACAUAAAUCGACGAAAUGAAGCUGCCAUUGUGAUCCAAGCGUGCUGGAGAUGCUCCGUGCAGAAGCGUAUCUUCCAGAGGAAGCAGGAGACAGCUGUGAGACUUCAGCGGAGGUAUCGGGCCACUGUAGCAGCAAAGGAGCAGAUGAAACGAUACCAAAACAUGCGCAACACUGCUGUUGUCCUCCAGGCAGCAUACAGAGGCCAGCAGAUCAGACAGGAAGUUGCUCGUUGGCAUGAGGCUGCAACUGUGAUCCAGUCUGCAUUCAGAAAGCACAGAGAGGAAGUCAAAUUCCAGGCCAUGCGUCUGUCUGCCAUUAUCAUCCAAAGAUUCUAUCGCUGCUGUAUUCUUCAGAGGCAAGAAAGGGAAAAGUUCCUGAAAGCGAGACAUGCUGCCAUCGUUCUUCAGGCUGCUUUCAGAGGUCAUCGUGUGCGAAGCAGCGUUGCCAAGAUGCACAGGGCUGCUGCUGUCAUUCAAGCAAACUUCAAGAGGCAUAAACAGCAGUCAGCCUUCAGGAAACAACGCUGGGCAGCCUGUGUCUUACAGCAGAGGUUUAGAGCUCAAAAACAGAGAAACAUUGAAGUGAAACAUUAUCAGGAGGUGAGGAAAGCUGUCCUUAAUCUACAAGCUGCCUUCCGUGGACUGAAAUCCAGAAGAAUCCUCAGACAAAGGCAUCAGGCUGCCGGUGUUAUCCAGAGAGCUUACAGAGCCCACUGUGAACACCAGCAGUAUCAGACCAUAAAAUCCUCUGUUCUCACCGUUCAGCGGAGGUAUCGGGCCACUGUAGCAGCAAAGGAGCAGAUGAAACUAUACCAAAACAUGCGCAACACUGCUGUUGUCCUCCAGGCAGCAUAUAGGGGGUGGCAGGUCAGACAGGAAGUUGCUCGUUGGCAUGAGGCUGCAACUGUGAUCCAAUCUGCAUUCAGAAAGCACAGAGAGGAAGUCAAAUUCCAGGCCAUGCGUCUGUCUGCCAUUAUCAUCCAGAGAUUCUACCGCUCCUGUAUUCUUCAGAGGCAAGAAAGGAAAAAGUUCCUGAAAAUGAAGCAAUCCACAGUCACCCUUCAGGCCGCUUUCAGAGGUCAUCGUGUGCGAAGCAGCGUUGCCAAGAUGCACAGGGCUGCUGCCGUCAUUCAAGCAAACUUCAAGAGGCAUAAACAGCAGUCAGCCUUCAGGAAACAACGCUGGGCAGCCUGUGUCUUACAGCAGAGGUUUAGAGCUCAAAGACAGAGAAACAUUGAGGUGAAACAUUAUCAGGAGGUGAGGAAAGCUGUCCUUAAUCUACAAGCUGCCUUCCGUGGACUGAAAUCCAGAAGAAUCCUCAGACAAAGGCAUCAGGCUGCCGGUGUUAUCCAAAGAGCUUACAGAGCCCACUGUGAACACCAGCAGUAUCAGACCUUAAAAUCCUCUGUUCUCACCGUUCAGCGGAGGUAUCGGGCCACUGUAGCAGCAAAGGAGCAGAUGAAACUAUACCAAAACAUGCGCAACACUGCUGUUGUCCUCCAGGCAGCAUAUAGGGGGUGGCAGGUCAGACAGGAAGUUACUCGUUGGCAUGAGGCUGCAACUGUGAUCCAAUCUGCAUUCAGAAAGCACAGAGAGGAAGUCAAAUUCCAGGCCAUGCGUCUGUCUGCCAUUAUCAUCCAGAGAUUCUAUCGCUUCUGUAUUCUUCAAAGGCAAGAAAGGGAAAAGUUCCUGAAAGCGAGACAUGCUGCCAUCGUUCUUCAGGCUGCUUUCAGAGGUCAUCGUGUGCGAAGCAGCGUUGCCAAGAUGCACAGGGCUGCUGCUGUCAUUCAAGCAAACUUCAAGAGGCAUAAACAGCAGUCAGCCUUCAGGAAACAACACUGGGCAGCAUGUGUCUUACAGCAGAGGUUUAGAGCUCAAAAACAGAGAAACAUUGAAGUGAAACAUUAUCAGCAGCACCGAAAAGCAGCCAUGAUGUUACAGGCUGCAUAUCGUGGAAUGAAAUUAAGGCAGAGCAUCAAACACAGGCAUCAGGCUGCCAGUGUUAUCCAGAGAGUUUACAGAGCCCACUGUGAACACCAGCAGUAUCAGACCUUAAAAUCCUCCGUUCUCACAGUUCAGCGGAGGUAUCGGGCCACUGUAGCAGCAAAGGAGCAGAUGAAACGAUACCAAAACAUGUGCAACACUGCUGUUGUCCUCCAGGCAGCAUACAGGGGGUGGCAGGUCAGACAGGAAGUUGCUCGUUGGCAUCAGGCUGCAACUGUGAUCCAAUCUGCAUUCAGAAAGCACAGAGAGGAAGUCAAAUUCCAGGCCAUGCGUCUGUCUGCCAUUAUCAUCCAAAGAUUCUAUCGCUCCUGUAUUCUUCAGAGGCAAGAAAGGGAAAAGUUCCUGAAAGCGAGACAUGCUGCCAUCGUUCUUCAGGCUGCUUUCAGAGGUCAUCGUGUGCGAAGCAGCGUUGCCAAGAUGCAAAGGGCUGCUGCUGUCAUUCAAGCAAACUUCAAGAGGCAUAAACAGCAGUCAGCCUUCAGGAAACAACACUGGGCAGCAUGUGUCUUACAGCAGAGGUUUAGAGCUCAAAAACAGAGAAACAUUGAAGUGAAACAUUAUCAGCAGCACCGAAAAGCAGCCAUGAUGUUACAGGCUGCAUAUCGUGGAAUGAAAUUAAGGCAGAGCAUCAAACACAGGCAUCAGGCUGCCAGUGUUAUCCAGAGAGUUUACAGAGCCCACUGUGAACACCAGCAGUAUCAGACCUUAAAAUCCUCCGUUCUCACAGUUCAGCGGAGGUAUCGGGCCACUGUAGCAGCAAAGGAGCAGAUGAAACGAUACCAAAACAUGUGCAACACUGCUGUUGUCCUCCAGGCAGCAUACAGGGGGUGGCAGGUCAGACAGGAAGUUGCUCGUUGGCAUCAGGCUGCAACUGUGAUCCAAUCUGCAUUCAGAAAGCACAGAGAGGAAGUCAAAUUCCAGGCCAUGCGUCUGUCUGCCAUUAUCAUCCAAAGAUUCUAUCGCUGCUGUAUUCUUCAGAGGCAAGAAAGGGAAAAGUUCCUGAAAGCGAGACAUGCUGCCAUCGUUCUUCAGGCUGCUUUCAGAGGUCAUCGUGUGCGAAGCAGCGUUGCCAAGAUGCAAAGGGCUGCUGCUGUCAUUCAAGCAAACUUCAAGAGGCAUAAACAGCAGUCAGCCUUCAGGAAACAACGCUGUGCAGCCUGUGUCUUACAGCAGAGGUUUAGAGCUCAAAGACAGAGAAACCUUGAGGUGAAACAUUAUCAGGAGGUGAGGAAAGCUGUCCUUAAUCUACAAGCUGCCUUCCGUGGACUGAAAUCCAGAAGAAUCCUCAGACAAAGGUAUCAGGCUGCCAGUGUUAUCCAGAGAGCUUACAGAGCCCACUGUGAACACCAGCAGUAUCGGACCUUAAAAUCCUCUGUUCUCACCGUUCAGCGGAGGUAUCGGGCCACUGUAGCAGCAAAGGAACAAAGGCAAACCUAUCGAACGAUACGCAGUGCUGCAGUUGUCCUCCAGGCAGCAUACAGAGGCCAGCAGGUCAGACAGGAAGUUGCUCGUUGGCAUGAGGCUGCAACUGUGAUCCAGUCUGCAUUCAGAAAGCACAGAGAGGAAGUCAAAUUCCAGGCCAUGCGUCUGUCUGCCAUUAUCAUCCAGAGAUUUUACCGCUCCUGUAUUCUUCAGAGGCAAGAAAGGAAAAAGUUCCUGAAAAUGAAGCAAUCCACAGUCACCCUUCAGGCCGCUUUCAGAGGUCAUCGUGUGCGAAGCAGCGUUGCCAAGAUGCACAGGGCUGCUGCCGUCAUUCAAGCAAACUUCAAGAGGCAUAAACAGCAGUCAGCCUUCAGGAAACAACGCUGGGCAGCAUGUGUCUUACAGCAGAGGUUUAGAGCUCAAAGACAGAGAAACAUUGAAGUGAAACAUUAUCAGGAGGUGAGGAAAGCUGUCCUUAAUCUACAAGCUGCCUUCCGUGGACUGAAAUCCAGAAGAAUCCUCAGACAAAGGCAUCAGGCUGCCAGUGUUAUCCAGAGAGCUUACAGAGGCUUCUCCGAACGCAAGCAAUAUCUGAAAUUGAAAUUCUCUGUCCUUACUAUUCAGCGACAAUAUCGGGCUGCUGUUGCAGCUAAAGCACAAAGAACACAAUUCCUGGAAAUGUGGAACGCAGCCAUCAUCGUUCAGGCAGCAUACAGAGGCAGACGCGUCAGACAGGAGGUUGCUCGUUGGCAUGACACUGCAACUGUGAUCCAGUCUGCAUUCAGAAAGCACAGAGAGGAAGUCAAAUUCCAGGCCAUGCUUCGGUCUGCCAUUAUCAUCCAGAGAUCCUAUCGCUCCUAUAUUCUUCAGAGGCUAGAAAGGGAAACGUUCCUGAAAAUGAAGCAAUCCACUAUCACCCUUCAGGCAGCAGUCAGAGGCUGGUGUGUCAGGAGGGACAUGAGUCGACGAAAUGAAGCUGCAAUUGUGAUCCAAACGUGCUGGAGAUGCUCCGUGCAGAAGCGUAUCUUCCAGAGGAAGCGGGAGACAGCUGUGAGACUUCAGCGGAGGGUCCGGGCGGUGCUGCUCGGCAGGUUGGAGAGGAACGACUACACCCAAAUGAGGAAAGCUGCCAUCACACUUCAGACACACUGCAGAGCCUGGAUUGCAAGACGACAGGUACUAGAGAGAGCCAAGGAAGAGAGGAGACUCCGUUUUUCGUCGGCAGUCUUCCACCAUCUCAGCGCCAUGAAGAUCCAACGUGCUCUGAGAGCCCACUGGGCUUUGGAGUCGGCCAAAAGACAAAUCCAUUCUGUCAUCACCAUUCAGCGAUGGGUGAAGGGGAGACAGCAAAGGAGGAGUCACCUGGACUACCGGAGGAAGGUGGUUGUAGCUCAGAGAGCGGUCAGGCGCUGGCUAGCUCGUCGCCACAAGGCUGCAUCAGUCAUCCAGCAGAAUGUCCGAAGAUUCCUCCUCCUCAGGCGGCAGAAGAGGGUUGAGCAGGGCAUUGUCAAAGCUCAGGCUCUCUGGAGAGGACACCUCUCCCGUCGGCUGAAUGACUAUGCCAAGGUGGUGAAGUUGAGACACCGCCUACGCAAAGUGUCUGCCGGCGUCCGAGAGGAGGACAAGCUGUGCAACAAGACGUCGUCUGCCCUGGACUACCUCCUUCGAUACAAACACUUCUCCUACAUCCUGGAGGCCCUGAGAAACCUCGAGACCGCCACCAGACUUUCCCCAGAGUGCUGUGAGCGGCUGGUGGAGAGCGGAGCCACCAACGUCAUCUUCACACUCAUCCGCUGCUGCAACAGGAGCGUCCCCUGCAUGGACAUCAUCACCUACUCCAUCCAGAUCCUCCUGAACCUCUCCAAGUACCACAAGACCAUCGAGGCGGUGUAUUCGGUGGAAAACUCUGUGGAGACGCUGCUGGACCUGCUGCAGAGAUACCGGGAGAAGGCAGGGGAUAAAGUGGCAGAAAAGGGCGGGAGCAUCUUUACCAAGGCCUGCUUCCUUCUUGCUCUUCUACUCCAAGAGAAGCACCGUGUUGUGGAGGUUAUGAAGCUUCCUAAGUUGUUGGAUAGGAUACACAGUAUUUACCGCCUCACUGCUCGCAAACAAAAGAUGGACGCAGAAAGAACUGUCUUGAAACAGAAGAUAAACGCAUCAAUCAACGGGAGCUUCUUCCUUCAAGCAACGCCUCGUAAAUCCCGCCCCGUGCCAAAAUUUGCACCGGAUUGGGUUCUCAGAAAGGACAAGUUGAAAGAUAUUGUGGACCCUCUCAGGGCCAUUCAGAUGGUGGCAAACACACUCUCCAUUGUGUUGUAAAUAGACUUGUUAAGCUUUUUAAAUCUUGAUUCAUCUCAUUCUUGUGCUUCAGAAAAUGUAUAUAUUUUUUACUAUCGCAUUUCCAUGUUUUCCAUGUAUAUUAAAAUAAGUUUGUUUCUUGAACACGGAACAGUUUCAUGUAUCUUAUCUAACGUGUUUACAUGGUUUUACUUUGUUCAAAAUGAGGCUGAUCAGGUGUGUGUGAGUCAAACAUGUAAUCUGGAUCAUAAGAUCUGAAUUUAGUUCACCCCUCUCCCUUCCUCGUGUGUGUGUGUGUGUGUGUGUGUGUGUGUGUGCCCUUCGCGAAGUACAGGGGAGGCGGGAAUGUGAAUGGCAAAAAAAAGGUAAUACAAAUUUUUAUUUUUAUUUUUAUUAUUGCUUUAUCUAAAAACUAUUUUGUAGCAAACUGUGUACACAUGUAUGUAUAUGUGUGUUCAUUAAAGUUAUCUUUUGGA
Messenger RNA from Cottoperca gobio, 11146 nucleotides. It is a transcript of the gene aspm, whose product is annotated as assembly factor for spindle microtubules. Gene Ontology annotation, cellular component: spindle pole. Gene Ontology annotation, biological process: mitotic cell cycle; establishment of meiotic spindle localization; spindle organization. The record is from RefSeq and is a predicted model, not a curated record. The coding region runs from base 132 to 10691 and encodes 3519 amino acids. NCBI's taxonomy places the organism in Eukaryota, Metazoa, Chordata, Actinopteri, Perciformes, Bovichtidae. Gene Ontology annotation, molecular function: calmodulin binding. The transcript has 26 exons.